This is a messenger RNA of Penicillium cinerascens, 921 nucleotides long. RefSeq lists its product as uncharacterized. The coding region runs from base 1 to 921 and encodes 306 amino acids. The transcript has 2 exons. NCBI's taxonomy places the organism in Eukaryota, Fungi, Ascomycota, Eurotiomycetes, Eurotiales, Aspergillaceae. The record is from RefSeq and is a predicted model, not a curated record.
AUGACCGAGAUCAACAAUCUGAAAGAUAGGCCCUUGGUGCCUAUAUCGGUCCUGGCUCCUUUCUCCGGGCUGAUCCUCUCUAUCGUCCUCGUCAUUCUCUUCCUCGUUCGAUUCUACUUCCUCGAACGCUUCUUCAUUCCAUGGCUCUACGGACACACCUACACCGACCAAAGCGAGACCAACCGCCGCGGCUUCAUUAAUCACCACAUUGCCGGCGCCACCAAGCUCCUGAUUCUCAUCGUGGCGGUCUACCCAUUCAUUCGCGUCAUUUCCGGCUCCGCCGACCUCCAUGCACUAUACGUCCCCGGCGGGCCCGCGACCAUGGGCGAUGCCCUCGUCGUCGUGGCUCAGAUGUUGAUCGGCAUGUACAUCUUCGAGCUUCUCUACCGCGUCAAGCUCUCCCCCGUCGCAGUGCUGCACCACAUCGGCACUAUUCUGAUCGGGCAAUCCGCCAUCGCAAUCAGCUUGAGCCUGGCGCGGGAGCCAGAUGCGGAUAUCGAGUUUAUCCUGUGUCUUGUCUGGGGAGCCUUCGAUCUCAUCUCCGAGUUCUUCCCCCAUGUCGCCAUCAUUUUGUACCGUGUCUAUCCUGACCGCCACCACUUCCUCAGCCGCGUCUUCCUCCUCUCGUGCAUCACGACGGCGAUCGGCACCCUCUGCGAGACCAUCGUGACCAUGUGGCUCUUUGGAAGUCUGUGGGACCGUUGGCAGAUUGCCUUCAAGGUCGCCACGCCUUUGCUGCAUAUUGCGUUUUCCGCAGCCCAGAUGCACGGAAGUAUUGUCUUCUGGCGCAUGUAUAAGAGACAAUUGCGCUUUAUCAAAGAGGCCAAAGAGGCCGACGAGUUCAAAGACGGUCUCGCGUUGUCGAAUACCCAGAGCCCCGUGGAGUCUGGUCGUGUUACUUGCAUGAGAGAUAUGUGUUAA